Coffea eugenioides is the source of this 1695-nucleotide messenger RNA. RefSeq names its product 60S ribosomal protein L4-1-like. Gene Ontology annotation, biological process: translation. The record is from RefSeq and is a predicted model, not a curated record. The transcript is spliced from 2 exons. Bases 59 to 1276 code for a protein of 405 amino acids. Gene Ontology annotation, molecular function: RNA binding; structural constituent of ribosome. Gene Ontology annotation, cellular component: cytosolic large ribosomal subunit; ribosome. Lineage: Eukaryota; Viridiplantae; Streptophyta; Magnoliopsida; Gentianales; Rubiaceae.
GUUAAAACCCUAAACGCACUCUCCCAAUUCCCAAACCCCUCAGUUACCCGCACCAGAAAUGGCUUCCGCCGCCGCUCUCCCGGUAGUUACCGUUAUCCCUCUUGAGAAUGAAAUGGAGGCCGACGCCAACUCCCUCCCUCUGCCUGACGUCAUGAAAGCCCCAAUCCGCCCCGACAUCCUCCAAGACGUUCAUCGCGACAUUUCCAAGAACUCCCGCCAACCCUACGCCGUCUCUAGGUCCGCCGGCCACCAGACCUCCGCCGAGUCCUGGGGUACUGGUCGCGCUGUUUCCCGUAUCCCUCGUGUUCCUGGCGGCGGCACUCACCGUGCUGGCCAGGGUGCCUAUGGCAACAUGUGCCGCGGCGGCCGCAUGUUCGCUCCGACUAAGAUCUGGCGUCGUUGGCACCGCAAGGUCCCAGUCAACAAGAAACGAUAUGCCGUGGUUUCUGCCAUCGCCGCCUCUGCUGUGCCUUCCCUUGUCAUGGCCCGCGGUCACCGCAUCGAAUCUGUCCCGCAAAUCCCCUGUGUGAUCUCCGAUUCUGCUGAGGCCGUGGAGAAAACCUCCAAUGCUAUCAGUCUUCUCAAGAAAAUUGGGGCUUACCCUGAUGCUGAGAAGGCUAAGGACAGCCAGGGCAUCCGCCCAGGAAAGGGCAAGAUGCGUAACCGCCGCUACAUCUCCAGGAAAGGUCCUCUGGUUGUGUACGGUACUGAGGGGGCCAAGCUCGUGAAGGCCUUCCGCAACAUUCCUGGAGUCGAGGUGGCCCACGUGGACCGUUUGAAUUUGUUGAAACUUGCUCCGGGAGGUCACGUUGGGAGGUUUAUUGUUUGGACGAAAUCAGCAUUUGAGAAAUUGGAUGAGAUUUACGGGUCAUUUGAUAAGCCUUCCUUGAAGAAGAAGGGGUAUGUUUUGCCCAGGGCUAAGAUGGUGAAUGGUGAUUUGGCCAGAAUUAUCAACUCUGACGAGGUGCAAUCUGUGGUGAGGCCAAUCAAGAAGGUGGUGAAGAGGGCACCAAUGAAGAAGAACCCUCUUAAGAAUUUGAAUUGUUUGCUCAAGCUCAAUCCUUAUGCCAAGACUGCUAGGAGGAUGGCUCUCUUGGCUGAGAAACAGCGUGUUGAGGCUAAGAGGGAGAAGCUGGCCAAGAAGAGGAGUCCAAUGACGAAGGAGGAGACGUCUGCUGUAAAAGCUGCUGGAAAGUCAUGGUACAAAACAAUGAUCUCAGAUAGUGAUUACACCGAGUUUGAGAACUUCUCAAAGUGGUUGGGCGUUUCACAGUAAUUGGUUUCACUUUGAAGUUUAGUAAAUCUCGUGUGGUUAUUCAGUUUUGUUUUAUUUCAAGUAGGCUAUUUGGUAAUUUAAGACAUGCAAGAGCUUAGACUGCAGUGACUUAAUUCCUCAGUGUACUAAGAAAUAUUUUUGCCUAAAGGUGAUCAUCUUGACUAGGAGUCAAUAGCUUCUUGUUCUGGAAUACUCAGCCAUCAACUCUGUUUUCUGGUCCUUGAUUAUGAAUGUUACAUUGAUUUUAAACAUUCAGAGCAGGUGCAGCUUGCAUUGGAAUUUGUUGUACUCGUCUUUUUGUCCUGCCUGUCACUGUUUGUUAGAUGCCAGCCUUACUUCCAUAACUCUGCUUCUGAUUGUAUACCAUUGUACUACUUUUUUGUGCUAUAAUUUGACAACCAGGCCUCUGAUUUGUCUAA